AUCGAAUCACUUCUCCUGUAGUCAAAUUGUCCUGCCCACGACAUCUUCGCGCGAAUUCAUGGCGAUGUGCUUUGGAUUCUUUUCCUGGUCGCCGCUCGCCAGUUAGUAAAUUAUUCCCAGUCCCGCCAGAUCACGCGAAACAGGCCGUAUUUCCUGGAACAUGGCGCCAUUCUCAAGGUCAGAAACUGUGCCAAGAAAUGUAUACUAUCCUGGUGAUGCGCCCACAUGUUCACGGAGCACCAUGAAGCUUCGUUGACAAUAGGGAUUCCAUACUCUAAUCAGCAAUAAACAAACAAAUAUGUCGGCUUAAACAAACUUGGGUUGUUUAACAUCUGACAGGUACAUUUUACUGUACUCACUAGCUGGGGGGGCUAAGCAGUGUUGGGAGUAGUAAAUCUGUACUAAAAAUAAGCUCUGUCUGGCCAUUGUGUCGGAUCCAAGUUAACAGUACUGCUCGUAUACGGUAUAUGUACAUACGCACUAUCCGUUGGAUGGUUGGUCGUACAUAGCUUAGCUUGUAGGAGUAUUUAUGUAUAUCUUGCAUCGUUGCUGAUUCCGGAUCUAUCACUGUCCUGCGCCCACCCACCAUUCAUCAGCUCUGAAAGUAUACUGGCACAGAGUGGCUUCAGAGACAUCUGCCAUUCUUACCACAAUCCUAGCUUGGCAACUACACAUAUUGGAGUUGGAUCCUCGAGCAAACAAGGAGGCGAACCUGGGAUGCAUUCCAAUUCCUUGUUUGAUGGGAGCAGGCUUUGUACACCCAAAAGAGCCGGUCGCACCCCAAUGAAAAUGCUAAUAGACGACGACGUCUAUAGAGAUGUCACUGCUAGGCACACAUCGCCUGGUGUUGUGGGAAGGCUUAUGGGCCUUGACAUAAUGCCUUCACUUGGAGUUCAUAGCAAAGAUACAUGUAAUGGGGACCGUUCACAGGGCAGGUCGCCAGGGAGUUACAGUGAUAUAUCAGGGCAUUGUAGUGACAAAUAUGCUUUCUCGGGAGAUGUUCCGUGUAGGGCAAGCACUGAUGAGAUUCCAGAAUUCAAAGAUGUUUUUGAGGUAAUGGAGACCACCAGAACCAAGAACCGAAACCGUAACACUUGUCCUGGACAUGACAGGGUUAACUGUGCUGACCUUAAUUUUGUAAGGCAGAAGUUUAUGGAUGCAAAACGCCUUUCCACUGAUGAAUCUUUUCAGAGAUCGAAAGAGUUCAAUGGUGCGCUAGAGGCAUUGGUGUCAAAUAAAGAUGCUCUCAUGGAAAUUCUUCAAGAAUCCAAUAAUGUUGCCGCGAGUGAUCUGUCCGGUCUCGGUUGUCCUCCAUCCUCUGGCGUAAACCGGAUCACGCUGUUGAAACCAUCCAGAAGAAGUAAGUUUAUUGAUGCAGAUAUUGUGUAUCCACCAGAAGAUGACACUGAACGGUGCUUCCACUCACCAAAAGAAGCAAAGCAUUCUCCAAGGAAGCCUCAUAGUAACUUUUCUAGUGAAGCUCCCAAAGAAGAAACUGGCUCUUUGAGACAAAAAUUGUCUAGGUCAAGCUACAGGGAGAACAUCGAUAAGCGCAUUUCUCCCACUCGGAUUGUUGUCUUGAAACCAUGCCUCGAUAAAAAUCUGAACAUGGAAGGAGCAUUUCCAAUAACCAAUGACAUGUUCUGCUCCAGUUACAGAAGGACCCAAGCAUGCCUAGAUGAUGGCAUUCAAAGGCAGAAUGCAGAAGAAUCCAUGCCUCAGAUCUCCACAGCACACUCCGAUGCACGAUGCCAAAGAGCAAAGGGGUCCAGAGAAAUUGCUCGGGAGGUUUCAGCACAGAUGAAGACAGCUGCUGUCAGGGGAGGUACAAAUGGAAAACAGAAACUCAGUCCAGAUAUUGGGACGUCGAACCGGGAUGAGCAGGUGUCUUUGUUGACAUCCAUGGCUAAGCUAAAAAGUUCGGCAGCAUUGCAAAGACCUUCUGGUCCACAUGAUGCCCCGGAUGGUUCUUGCGCAGGGACUUCACCGACACAUUCAGCUAAGAGAUCCAUCAGGAAGGAAGCAAGGAGACGCCUAGCAAACAGAUGGAAGACGACUCAGCAACAUCAACAUCCAUCACAAGAUGGUAAUGCUACAUUCAGCACACUUGGGGACAUGCUUGCUCUGUCUGACAAAGAGACCUCAAAGUUUACUUCAGGGGCAGCAGCUAGCCGGCAAUGGCCAGAGGGCGAGUCACAUAGGGAUGUGAUUCCAGGAUCAUGUGGUUAUCCUCUUGGUAUCAGCAGCAAUGAUGGCUGGAAAGAUGACAGCAUAUGUGGCUUAACAAGGCUGGAGUCUGUUUCUACUUCAUCCAUCAACCGAGGGAGUCCGAAAUCGAGCAGCAGAAAAGCAAGUUGCACACACGGUGAAUAUUCUAUGGCAGAGAACAUCAUCGGAUCAGGGCCUUAUGAUUCUGAGGAUCUGCAUCAGGACAGACCAAGGAGAUCGUUAUUCAGAAGUUCGACAUAUCGCUCUGAUGAAAGCGAUGUGCAGUCUCUGGAUGAGGUGCAAAGUGUGGUGACCGAGCGCGAGAUCCAUGUGAAUUUUGAAGAACCAACUUACACCGGUGCAGUGCCAGAGCUAUCUGAAACUGGAGGAAGACUUGUGCACGGUGGAAAUUCUGGCCAUUUAGAUAGCAGCCGUGCAGUUCCAGAAUGGCAGGGGGAGGCGCAGUCUUCUGCACAGAACAUGAUGCUGGACCAAGAGCACGCAUUCGCAGCAGAUGACCAUUUUAUUGUCCCUAGUCCUAGAUAUUCAGCGUCUCAGAUUGAGGGGAAUGGGCACGACCGAUGUGAUGAUAACGAAGCUCCAUCCGAUCAUCUGACAGAACUAGUAUCCGUCGUGAGCUCCAACGAAGACGAACAACCUAGUCCGGUGUCCGUCCUCGGAUCGUCCGUGGACGCCGAGGACUGUUGUUCAGGAGGUUUUGAGAAGAUAAGCGCAGGCCUUCAAGGGCUCAGGAUGCAACUUCGGCUGCUCAAGAUGGAGGCGACGGGCGACGCAGAUGACGGCACCGACCUCGCCUUGUUCAGUGACGACGACGAAACCGCCGCGAGCUGCGAGCUGGUCAACGAAAGCGCGCCGACAACGUCCCGUGCUUUCCGGGACGAAGACGAGAGGGACUUCUCCUAUGUGGCUGACAUGCUCACAUUUCUAGCCAGCCGGAGCUCCGAGCACGACCUCCUGCUCGGCGCGCGCUAUCUGUCACCGGGGUCUCCGGCGCGCGGCGACGCGUACGACGAGCUCGAGAGGAAGUACGGCGAGCUCGUCCUGUGGGCGCGGCCCGAGAGGCGGCUCCUCUUCGACCUGGCGAACGACGUGCUCGUCGAGGUGGUCGCCUGCUGGACGCAGUGCGGCGGCCAGCAGGGGCUGGCGGGGAGGUGUCGGCUGGGCAUGGAGUGGGACAUGGAGAGGGUCGUGGAGGAGGUGUGGGAGAGGGUGCGCCGGCAGCGGCGCGAGACGGAGGGCUUCCAGGAGGAGAAGCUGAUGGGGGUGGCGUGGCUGGACUGCGAGGACGUCACUGAUGAGAUGGUGGAGGACAUUGGGAGCAUGCUGGGUGAGGAUCUCCUGGAGGAGGCCAUAGCUGACCUGUAUCUGCUGGACCUUUUUGGUUAAGGGAGGAGGAGCUUUCAUGCUGCAUUUUUUGAGAUAAAUAAUAAAAGCGCCCUUUAUGGAAAAAUUUGGGAUUUGUGAAAGUGGUGCUAGUGUCUUGGGUUUUGCUCGGUUUAAGAAAUUGUUAGUGGAAGCAAAACUCUGUAGCUUGUUUAUGCCAGCCCAGGUAGACUGGUGGCUGAUGCAGAUGUAAUAUUCCAGUUCCGUGUAUCUAUAUUCUACAUAUAUAUAUAUAUAUAUAUAUAUAUAUAUAUAUAUAUAUA
Messenger RNA from Triticum aestivum (bread wheat), 3875 nucleotides. RefSeq lists its product as uncharacterized. The record is from RefSeq and is a predicted model, not a curated record. The transcript is spliced from 6 exons. Lineage: Eukaryota; Viridiplantae; Streptophyta; Magnoliopsida; Poales; Poaceae. Bases 718 to 3615 code for a protein of 965 amino acids.